This is a messenger RNA of Cottoperca gobio, 5546 nucleotides long. RefSeq lists its product as uncharacterized. NCBI's taxonomy places the organism in Eukaryota, Metazoa, Chordata, Actinopteri, Perciformes, Bovichtidae. The coding region runs from base 830 to 3562 and encodes 910 amino acids. The transcript has 19 exons. Gene Ontology annotation, molecular function: transmembrane signaling receptor activity; extracellular ligand-gated monoatomic ion channel activity. The record is from RefSeq and is a predicted model, not a curated record. Gene Ontology annotation, cellular component: postsynaptic membrane. Gene Ontology annotation, biological process: monoatomic ion transmembrane transport.
CUCUAAGUAACCUGAUCCAUAAACAGUACAAUACUUAAAUAUCAAUUAUAAUAUUUGAACCUGUGCAGGUGAACAAUGGGAGAGAAAAUGGGACAUUAUACAUACAGUAGGUUUCUUCAUUUAGGUGGUGUUUAUGGAGAUGUACACACUCACACUUCAUUAACAGAAGAUUCAAAGAAAAUGCACAUUUCUAGUCAACACUAAGUUUGUUACAGUACCACAUUUUGAAAUGCAAUUAUAUUAUAUAAGGUUGGUUUGCAGAAACAUUGUGUGUUGUGCAACCAGACAACAUAAAUAUAAAAUGGAAAUAGGUUGGCUGGCAGAAGGGUUUGGGACACUCGAGGACACAUGUUUCUCACAAGCCAUCCACUGUUUAUUUGCGUACGACCAGCAGGUCUGACGCUGACGCCGCUGUGGUCAGUCUCCACCAUCUGAAAGUCACACACUGCGGUACGAUACAAUAACUGUGGUUUAUCUUUGUUUUGUAUGAAACCACUUACAUGGAAGGUAGCUGCCGUGCCGAGAUUUCCAUUUCCCACAUUAUUUGCCAGGGGUUUGUCCACAUCACGCUUGGUUUACAGCGACACUUUGUAUAUCUUGGCCACGAAAGCUGAAUUUAGUCUCGCAAUAGUGAGUUUGCCGGGUAAGUGGUGAGUAUGACUUUGCUGACUGGUUAUUUAUGGAUAGAUGACUCUCCUGUUUAUAAAACUGAUAACUAAAAGCAAAUGAUCCCAUAAGCAGUGUGAUAAUUAUUCUGUUUGUUUUCCAGACAUGUGAAACUGCUUUCAUCUGACAACUGCAGAAAGAUAAAGAUUCAACUCUUGACAUCAUGACAUCCAAGGAUGCUGAACUGAAGUUUCUCCCUCCAUCAGUCAUGCCCACUGUGGUCAUGUUUCUCAUUCUUGUACCAGCUGCGUGCAGUGCCUUCAAGAUAAACUGCUCUCAUCCGAACCAACCCGCCCUGCUGGAGGCUCUCACUCCAGUCUUUAACCUGAGCCCCAUACGACCUGUCAUGGACGUGACAACCUGCACCAACGUCAGCACAUACUUCACCAUGUAUGGGAUCCUAGGAGUGGAUGAAAAGGCUCAACUCUUGACCACUUACCUUUGGCUACAUUAUUGGUGGAUGAACGAGUUUAUCAGCUGGGACCCGAUCCAGUGUGGCUCAAGGAGGAUUUCUCUUCCCAGAAAAAAGUUUUGGGUGCCAGAUAUUGUGAUCAAUGAAUUUAUGGAUAAAAACACAGCCCCCUUUGUCCCGUAUGUGUACCUCUAUAGCGAUGGUAGGAUGCACGAUGCUCUACCAGUCAGAGUUGUCAGCUCCUGUAACCUCAAUAUCUACACCUUUCCCUUCGAUAUACAGAACUGCACUAUGAGUUUCAACUCCUACGUCCAUUUUGCGAUGGACAUAAAGAUUUUCUUGGGGAGAGAUGCAGAUAACAUCACAGAGAUCUCCAAGAAGGUGAUUACCACCAUGGGAGAGUGGGAGCUACUGGAUAUCACCUCCUUCAAAAACGACAGUAGAAAGGAUAACGAUGAUUACGUUGAUGAGCUUGUAUUUCAUGUCAGAGUGAGGCGCCGAGCCACGCUCUAUGUGGUGAACCUGCUGAUCCCCAGCUGCUUCCUCAUCACAGUGGACCUCUUCAGCUUCCUGCUGCCUCCCCAGACUGUUGAUCGUUCCUCCUUCAAGAUGACCCUCAUCCUGGGCUACACCGUCUUCCUGCUCAUCAUGAACGACCUGCUGCCUAUCACUGGAAACACCAUACCUCUCAUAAAUGUGUUCUUCUCUCUCUGCCUGGCUCUGAUGGUGGCCAGUCUACUGGAGACUAUCCUCAUCACCAACCUGCUGUGUGGCUCGUCCGACUUCUCUCCCGUCCCUCGCUGGAUCGAAGUGCUUGUUUUGGACAUUCUGGGCCCACUGGUUUGGUUGCCUCGGAAGACUAAAGAACCAAGAAAUUCAGACAUGAAACCCAAUGCUGUGGUGACACAGCAAAAAGCUGAUGAUGGGCCUCCAGAGAAGAGGUGGCCAGUGGUGGAGGACAAGGCCCUUCAGGAGCUAAGGAGCCUGGGCAAGGACCUCACGGCCAUCCGCCUCCAGGUGGAGCAGCAGCCGGGUAGAAGCCAGAGCUCGGAGGAGUGGAUCCAGUGCUCCCCGCUGAAAGUCAAGCCUUCUCAGGUUCUUUUCAUCUUCAUCUCUGUGCUCAUGCAUGCUCCAUGCAGUUCCGUCAUGCUGAACUGCUCUCGACCUGACUUGCCUUCCCUGCUGCAGGCUCUCCAACCGGCCUUCAACCUGAGCUCAAUUCGACCUGUAGUUAAUAUGUCAACCCCCACCAACGUCAGCAUUGACUUCAUCCUGUUUGGCAUUUUGGGCGUUGAUGAAAAGGCCCAAGUCCUGAAAACGUUUAUCUGGCAAAGUUUAAAAUGGAGAAACGAGUUUGUCAGGUGGGACUCAGAACAGUGUGGCUCUUCGUGGAUUACAAUUCCAAGGAAACUGCUCUGGGUACCAGAUGUGGUCAUUAAUGAAUUUAUGGAGGAGAACUCAGCUCCAUUCGCCCCGUACAGUUAUCUGUUUUCUGAUGGCUUCAUGCUUGAUGAACAGCCCAUCAAAAUUAUCAGCUCCUGCAGGCUCGACAUCCACACGUUUCCAUUUGACAUACAGAAUUGCAGCUUAAGCUUUAACUCCUACUUACACCGUAUAAAGGCUCUACAUAUUGACCUCUCAUCCACUGUAGAGGAUAUAUUCAAAUAUUCAAAAAAAGUGAUGACAACUAUAGGUGAGUGGGAACUAGUUGGACUCACAGUGAAGACAUACCUACUACCAGCUGGGGAUGAAGAAAUGUACCAAGAGAUUCGCUUCUUUGUGACAGUGAGGCGCCGAGCCACCCUCUACGUGGUGAACCUGCUGAUCCCCAGCUGCUCCCUCAUCACAUUGGACCUCUUCAGCUUUCUGCUGCCUCCCAAGAGCGUUGACCGGUCGUUGUUCAAGAUGACCCUCAUCCUGGGCUUCACCGUCUUCCUGCUCAUCAUGAACGACCUGCUGCCUAGCACUGGAAACACCAUACCUCUCAUAAAUGUGUUCCUGGGGUUGUGCCUGUCUCUGAUGGUGACUAGUCUACUGGAGACUAUCCUCGUCACAAACCUACUGCAUGGCUCCGCUCACUACUCUCCACUCCCUCGCUGGGUCAGAGUCUUUGUUCUUCACAUCCUUGGUCGCCUGGUACGGCUUCCUCCAAAGCCCAGAGAUCUAGAGGACACAAUCAUCCGAAAUCCUUCCGCACAAGAAAUGGAAGUCUACUCUGUGGUGGCAGAGGACAGCGUGGCUCCAGAACAGAAGGGACCGCUGGAUAAGGACAAGGUCCUGCAGGAGCUGUGGAGCCUGGGCAAAGACCUCCAGGCCAUACGCCUUCAGGUGAAGCAACAGCUGAGCAGAAGCCAGAGCUCAGAGGACUGGAUCCAGGCGGGUUUUAUCAUAGACCGCCUGCUGUUCGGCUUCUACAUCCUCUUUAUAUCAGUCAGCUUCGUUACCAUCAUCAUUGUCUGGGUGCAAUCAUACAACACAUCCUGAAUUUGCUCAAACGCCAAAUUCACUUCAGAAAUCUUAAACAUCAACACAGACAUCAUGACAUUGGACCUCCAGCAAAUCCCCUCUGCAAACUUCACAGCAAUCAGUGGAUUUCUAUAAUAGAACACUGAGCAAUAUCCUGGAUCUCCACGCUCCGGUGAAAACUCGGACAGUCACCUUCUCACGCUCAGCCCCCUGGUUCACUUCAGAGCUACGGAACAUGAAGGUAGCUGGGCGUGUACUGGAGAGGCGUUUCACAAAAUCUGGACUCAGUGUUCAUAGAUUAGCCUUUCAAGAACACUAAAAAACCUACUCAGUCACUCAGAAACGCACAGACACAGUUCUACUCCAAUAUCAUCAAUAAAAACCCUGGAAACUCCAAGCAGUUGUUCUCCACCAUAAAUCAUCUCCUCAGGCCACAAACUAUUUCAUACACUGAUACUACAGAAGAGCAGUGCAAUAGCUUUAUUACUUUCUUCAAAACUAAAGUCGACACCAUCCGCUCUUUUUUUUCUCCAGCUCCUCCGCUCAGUCUGUCCCUGCUGUCAACUCACAGCCUGGGAUUUUCCCGCCUCUUCGCGUCUUCUUGGAGAUCUCUCAGCAAGAGGUUGAGGACGUCAUCCGCAGGAUGAAACCUUCCACCUGCGCACUGGACCCUUUUCCCCAUAACCCACAUCACUUUUUCUGGCCAAAACAUACCCUUAUCACCAUCAGUCACCAACCUAGGUGUAAGAUUUGACCCUCAUCUGACCUUUGACAUCCACAUCAAACAUCUGUGCAAGGCCUCCUUCUACCACCUAAGGAACAUUGCAAAACUCCGCCCCACACUCUUCCUGUCAGAUCGAUCUCUAUUCGAGAACAGGACCCUAGAACUGUACUCCUCUGUAAUAUGAAGCACUGAGACACAAGAGAAUAUAUUAUCAACAAAUGGUCCCAGUUCAUCCUUUGCAUGUAAUACUCAUAUUAACGUGUGAUAUUACAGUUCAAUUGUGUCUGACAUUGUAGAAAAACAUGAAUUUCAGCAGUAAUAAAAGAAGCUGCCAUGGUCUUUGUGAAAAACACCUCAUGUGUGUCUUUUUAUCUUUACAUCUAAUUACAUUCAGAUUAACAAGUGAAUAUGAGUGCAGAGAAUGAAUUUUAAUGAAUUGCCUCUUUGUUUUGUCAAGCAUACAUUAAAGUUCCCAAUACAAUUUAUAUAGCUUUGUCUUGACCUUUGAAAAUUGAGUACUGAAGUGGGCUCAUUGCAUGCUGAGGGGUGCAUUUAUAAUAUUUGUUCAGGAUGGGCAAGAUGCUCAAGUAAACAGACCUAACAAGUGACACCAACUCAAAUAAAGUUUAAAACAACAUUAACAUUUUUGUGACAUGUAAAGAAAACAACACUCCCUUGUUUGUUAGGUCUUCUUUGACAACGCUGUUUCUUUUGACAAACCGCAUGCAAGUAAUUCAGAAGGAAAAACUGAGUUGGGUUCAGCCAAUCAGAAAGAAGAUACACUAUUUGUUCAGACAGUUGACAUCUUGCUUUGAUCUGUUAAAAGCUGGAAGAAACGUAUUCCAUUGGUAAUUAUUUAAGAAACUUUAACGUUCAAGAUAUUGGAAGGGGGGAAAUAAAAGCUGAACUGAAAACCAAAAGAAAUUCAAAUAUAUGUUUGUGUGUACUGGAUGAAAUACAGAAAACUACAUAAUAGUAGAAAUGAAUAGUAUGAUGAUAGCUGCGUUGACUUGUGGAUCAAUGUAUGUACUUUGUAGCUGAUAUGAAGAUUGUUGUUGAACAGUUCAUAAAGCCUUACAGCAUUCUGUACAGCUUACAAAGCAUUUAUUUGGUCUAUCUCAUGAAUUUAGAUUCAUGAUAGAUUUAUUAUCUUCCUCAUUCUGAUAUCAAAGGUUGAGUCCUAAUUGAAGUUUAUGUCCUUGGAGCGAUUCUGAUACAGAUCCUGUAUUUUAAAAUGUCACUUUCUCAUACAACAAACUUUAUGUGAUUAAAAACACU